AGAGCAAGAUGAAGUUCCUGGUGUUUGCACUGCUGCUGGUGGCUGGAGCCAACGGGAAGGUCUUUGAGCGCUGCGACUGGGCUCGGACGUUGAAGGAGCAUGGGAUGGACGGAUACAAAGGAGUCAGCCUGGCCAACUGGGUUUGUCUGACCCGCUGGGUGUCCACUUACAACACCCGGGCUUUCAAACACAACUCUGACAGAUCCAGUGACAUCGGCAUCUUCCAGAUCAACAGCCGCUGGUGCGAUGACGGACACACCCAAUCGUCCAACGCCUGCCAAGUCAGCUGCAGCGAUCUCCUGACUGACGACGUGGACAAGGCGAUUAACUGCGCUAAACGAGUUGUUGAGGAUCCUGCAGGACUCGGAGCCUGGGUGGCCUGGCGUGCACACUGCAAGAACCAAGACCUGAACCCGUAUCUGGAUGGAUGUCAUCUUUGA
Molecule: messenger RNA, 440 nt
Organism: Nematolebias whitei (Rio pearlfish)
Lineage: Eukaryota; Metazoa; Chordata; Actinopteri; Cyprinodontiformes; Rivulidae
Product: lysozyme C-like
Exons: 4
Coding region: 9-440 (143 amino acids)
Molecular function (GO): lysozyme activity
Source: RefSeq, a predicted model, not a curated record